GAUAGACCCACCUGUGGCAGACGCGGAUAGUCAUAAGUAGACACUCCAAGACCGUUAUAACGCAACAAACCGUUCGUCGGACUUCUGCUUCAUACCGUUUUAUCGGACGCCAAACAAGUCGUUCCGUUAAAAUGUUACUACAUUAUCAACAACCGACCAUCCUUCUCAUCUUAUUUGUGGGCAUAGGGGUGGAUUCUACCAGUCUGGCUCCCUCUACAGAUACCCCCAACAGCCUUCCCACCACAGAACCAUCCUCUCUCACCUCUCACACUCCAUGGACGCCAACCCAAUCUGACCAUACCGGAUCGGACGGGUCCACCUCCACCAACCCAGCCUCAGCCCCAAACACAGUUGACCCCAACACAGCCACGUCGGGCACCAGCACAGAGCUAACCUCCACCACCUCUCUGAACCCCUCAUCUGGCAUCACCCACCAUGGGGACACCUCCACCACCAUGACAGACCCCUCUGUGUCCCCAAGCACAAAGCCAAGCCCUGCUGGAACCACAACUCAAUCAGUUAUAUUUAGUACAACAAAGGAAGGCCCAGCGGUGACCAUGACCACCACUGUGAUGGACGCCACGGAAACCGGAGCUACCUCCCCAUUCAGCACGGGGGACGGCACGACAGAGAUGACUUCCUCGAGUCAGACCCUGACUUCCCCUGUCACUCAUUCUCCCGUUACCGUGGAAACAGACAGCCCCCCCGCCUCGACUUCAGUAACGAUUGAGCCUUCGACAGCCUCAUCUGCAACGCCCACCACCGAAACCCCCCCGACCAUCUCCGUACCCACAGCCCAAACUCCCCAGCCAGACGCGUCCACCUCUGUCACUGGAACGGAUCCCACUCCAGCUGAUGUUACCACACGCACAUCAGGAAGUACACAGGCUGGCCCCAGCAGCACCACAGUCUCUUCCAGCACCUCCAGUGGGCCAGACUCAGAUAUCCCAGUCACAACAACUGUCAUGACAACAAGAACACAGACUGCUCACACAGAAACAGCCACUUCAGACACAGUGACCACGGACGGAACUGUCACCUCAGGAACAACGACCAGAGACACCACGGAAAACAGCCAGACCACAGUGACCAGAGAGACUGGAGGAACUCCUGCCACAGGCAUCACUAACUCCACAGCCUUCCCACCCACCUCCGCCACCACAAGAGUGUCUGAGACCAGCAUCUCAACUGGAACAUCUAGCAGCACAGACACAGCUGGAUCUCCACAGACAGGCCCCACCUCCACCACCACCACAGGACUGUCUGAGACCAGCAUCUCAACUGGAACAUCUAGCAGCACAGACACAGCUGGAUCUCCACAGACAGGCCCCACCUCCACCACCACCACAGGACUGUCUGAGACCAGCAUCUCAACUGGAACAUCUAGCAGCACAGACACAGCUGGAUCUCCACAGACAGGCCCCACCUCCACCGCCACCACAGGAGUGUCUGAGACCAGCAUCUCAACUGGAACAUCUAGCAGCACAGACACAGCUGGAUCUCCACAGACAGGCCCCACCUCCACCGCCACCACAGGAGUGUCUGAGACCAGCAUCUCAACUGGAACAUCUAGCAGCACAGACACGGCUGGAUCUCCACAGACAGGCCCCACCUCCACCACCACCACAGGAGUGUCUGAGACCAGCAUCUCAACUGGAACAUCUAGCAGCACAGACACAGCUGGAUCUCCACAGACAGGCCCCACCUCCACCACCACCACAGGAGUGUCUGAGACCAGCAUCUCAACUGGAACAUCUAGCAGCACAGACACAGCUGGAUCUCCACAGACAGGCCCCACCUCCACCGCCACAGGAGUGUCUGAGACCAGCAUCUCAACUGGAACAUCUAGUAGCACAGACACAGCUGGAUCUCCACAGACAGGUCCCACCUCCACCACCACCACAGGAGUGUCUGAGACCAGCAACACCACCACUAGCCCCUCAGCCAGCCCCAGUCUGACACCAACCACAGGAGUCACUAGCAAAACUACCGCAAGCACAGCCCUUGUUUCUUCCUCUACACCAACCAAUGAAACCGCCACCACACCGGCUCCAGGCCAGACAACAGGGUCUGGCAUGACCACACCUACGGCUCCACCUGGCACUAGCCCGCCUCCAAGCAGCACUACCAUACCUCCACCCACCCUUCCAGAGGUUUGCCCCGCCAAGCCGUGUCCAUCUCUAAGUAUCUGUCUCAACGGUACCUGCCAGUGUCUGUCUGGAUACUAUAACAACUCACUGGGUCACUGCAUUGAAGCCCAAGUCUUCCCCGGAAACCUUCAUCUUGUGUCCUUGACCUUCAGCAAAGAGAUGAGCAACAGAUCCUCUAUGGUAUUUCAAAAGACAGCAGACAACAUCUCACAAGUGAUGAACAAAGCACUGAAGGAUCAGCCUGGCUUCAUUCGGACGGAUGUAGUGCGGCUAGAACCAGGCAGCGUGCGAGCGACGGUGUUCAACGUGUUCCAGCCAGGCUCCGGUGCCAGCCAGGGUUCCACAGACACGGCCAUUCAGAAGGCCAUCACUGAGAGUGCAAGUUCCCCCGACGACCUGUUGAGAGGAGCUACAUUUCGCGGCACCAGCCUGUGUGACCAGGGCUCUUUGACCAGCUGUGACGUCCUCACCGCAAGUUGUAUUGAUGAAAAGGGCACGGCCAGGUGCACGUGUAAAUCUGGCUACGUCUCCAACCACCCCUACGGUAAUCUCAGCUGCAGAGCUUGUCCCAGUGGCCAGAGAGCAGAGAGAGACAUAUGUCAGCCAUGUUCAUUUGGCUACUCUGGAUUCAACUGCGAUGAUUCGUCUCUGUUGGCGGUGGUGGUCAUUUCCUGUGUACUGGGAGGAGUACUGCUCAUCAUAGUGCUGGCCCUCCUCAUAUACUACUGCAGGAGGAGAUGCUCCACAGAGAAGCCUGAGUUCAGCAGUUCCAGCAGUCCCUACACUGUGGAAGAUGUCCACGGGCCCUGGCCCAGCCAAGGCCUUACCAUCCCCCGCGCCACCACCAACUGGGACCCCGCCUCCAUGGAGAUGACGGAGGGGGGUAGCACCCACGCCCUGAUGGAGAAGAAGCCCCAGACCAACGGAGGGGAGUUUCACAUCAAGCUUAGAAGACAAAAGAAGACGGGGUCCUAUGAUGUCACCACAGACAGCAUGAAUACGUUCAAAGGCGAGAAUCCAUCACGCUACUCCUACUUGGUCCAGGGCCAUGAGAACCCGUACUUCAUACCAGGAGACGAGAGGAGAAACAGCUGAGUAGCUGGAAGAAGGAAGAGAGGGAUGAGGGGAAAAUGUCAUAUAGAAGUAUAAAGACUCACAAACCACUUCACAAACGCAACGGUUUUCUUUUGUUUUUUUUCUGAGCGUGGAAAGAUGACAGUCCUGUUGUCAUUCUCAGGGUACCACCUCAAUCAACAAACACCACCUAAAAGAAAGUUAUGCUAAGAAUUAUUGGUUUUCUUUUGAGAUGCAACAACUUCAUUCUAUAAUCUAAAGGGAAGAAAUAAGGUUUAGAGAUAUUCAAAUUAUUGUAUUUACGUGUCUGUUGGAAGAGCUGCUAGGGUGUUUUUGAUCAUAACCAGUAGAUGUCGCUGUUGCUCCAAAUUAUUGAACAUCUAGUAAUUUAAUACAGUAAACACAUCAUUUUGUGUCCGCAUUUUCGCAAUGUCAUAGUAUUGAAAAGUUAUUCAUCUCUGGCUAAUUGCACUAAAUUGUGUGCUGCGUUUACCACAUGUUUUUCUUGGGGAAAAUCAAAACUGUUUUUGAGUGUGAACGAAUUCUCUUUUCUAUGGUUCUUCGAGUUCUUAGUACAGAGAUUUUAGAUGGUUUAAGGGCUGGAUCCUUAGCCUAGGCGGGGAGGGGUGUGCCCAGGGGGUGUUUGUCUGUGCACAGACACUGUGGAUAUGCUGAAGCACCUGUGUUGAAGCUGCUGCAUUUGCAAAUGUGCCUGUUUCUGUGGUCCUUAAUGAAUAGGAAACAUUAUGCAAAGCACCUGACAAAGCUUGUUUGGAUGUGCCAAUUAUGUGUGUAUAUUUUCGCUACUCUAUUCCUGUGACAUGUUGUUCACACAUCUGUGUCUCUGCAACUCUGCACUAUUUUCUAAAAGUGUAAACUUUUGUAAACAAGUAUCUAUCAGCAGUGAAUGAGGGUGAUGAAAGGAAUAAAGGCUAUCACUGUUAUGAA
Hypomesus transpacificus is the source of this 4172-nucleotide messenger RNA. Its product is annotated as mucin-5AC-like. NCBI's taxonomy places the organism in Eukaryota, Metazoa, Chordata, Actinopteri, Osmeriformes, Osmeridae. Gene Ontology annotation, biological process: cell-cell junction assembly. The record is from RefSeq and is a predicted model, not a curated record. The coding region runs from base 132 to 3245 and encodes 1037 amino acids. The transcript has 14 exons.